Molecule: messenger RNA, 1133 nt
Organism: Aethina tumida (small hive beetle)
Lineage: Eukaryota; Metazoa; Arthropoda; Insecta; Coleoptera; Nitidulidae
Gene: Apt1
Product: acyl-protein thioesterase 1
Exons: 6
Coding region: 31-798 (255 amino acids)
Biological process (GO): protein depalmitoylation
Cellular component (GO): cytoplasm
Molecular function (GO): palmitoyl-(protein) hydrolase activity; carboxylic ester hydrolase activity
Source: RefSeq, a predicted model, not a curated record
CCAAAAUAAAAUCCCUCGGGUUUAGAGUCCAUGUCAAAAGUUUAUCGUUGUUUUUCAGAAGGAUUUAAGCUUUAUCGCCGCGAUUUUCUUGCGUUAAAUAGCACUUCAAUUAUUCUUUUAUUCCCCCGUUCGGUUUGCAUAAUGGCAUCUCCGGUGAUCAUAUCGGCCACCGCCAAACACACGGCCACGCUCAUCUUCCUGCACGGUUUAGGAGAUACGGGGCAAGGAUGGGCUAGUGCCAUGGGGGCUUUGAGACUUCCACAUGUUAAGGUGAUAUGUCCAACUGCACCGACAAUGCCUGUUACUUUGAAUGCUGGCUUCCGAAUGCCCAGCUGGUUUGAUUUGAAAUCAUUGGAUGAGUCUGGACCAGAAGAUGAAGAAGGCAUUAAAAAUGCAACAAAACAAGUUCACAAUAUGAUAGAAGAUGAAAUUAAAGCAGGAAUCCAAGCAGACAGAAUCAUAAUAGGAGGAUUCUCCCAAGGUGGUGCUUUGGCCUUGUACAGUGCGUUGACUUUCCCACAAAAACUUGCGGGAGUUGUCGCUUUAUCUUGUUGGUUGCCCCUCAGAAAGAGUUUUCCAGGGGUAAUGAAAACCAGCAAAGAUCUCCAAGUCCUGCAGUGCCAUGGUGACUGUGAUCCACUUGUUCCAUACAAAUGGGGACAAAUGACUGCCUCCUUGUUGAAAACGCUACUUAACAAACCUGAAUUUAAAUCCUACAAGGGUUUGAUGCACUCAUCUUCAGAUGAAGAGCUGAAUGAUGUUAGGGCGUUUGUAGAAAAGAAUAUACCUAGUCAAUAAUAUUUUAUCUGAAUUAUAUAAACGGGCGUCGUUCUAAGUUGAUUUCAACAUUCCCUAUUUUACAAUAAUGCUAUGGAAACUAUGCAUGCUAGUGUAGCCAAUGUUAACCAACAUCCUUCAGUCUACCUAUGAAAACUGUAUCAUCUUGCUUUACAUUAAGUACUAAUUUUAUUCCAUAUACACUUAUUUACAUAAUGACCUGAGUAAUAUUAAACUAUGGUUUUUGCCAAUCUAUGCAUUUUACUUUAUUGUUUUGUUGUCUACAAUUGUUUCAAUACAUUAAACAUGAAAAUGUUUGUUAGUUUCCUAGUCAGAAAUAAAACUAUAAAAUUAAA